Molecule: messenger RNA, 5045 nt
Organism: Pseudo-nitzschia multistriata
Lineage: Eukaryota; Bacillariophyta; Bacillariophyceae; Bacillariales; Bacillariaceae
Source: the annotation of a GenBank genome assembly
AGAACUUCUACUGUACACGCGCCUCGUCUUGUACUGCAUUAUGAGGCUUACAACAACGCAUGUCAUGGAAAGUAAUACGACAACAAGAUGUGUCUCUUGGAAACAUUCAAUCCCGUAACAGGUGACUCCAUCAUUAUCACCCGUACCAUUAUCGUGUGGGUCGAUGUGUUCCUCAUAAACACGCUGUGCGACUACUUUGGACAAAAGGAAUGUUCCAGCAGCCGAUGUAAAGCCAUCAUAAAACAUAUAAUUCGCUCCGACGUGGGCUGUGCCGAAGAAUUCACCGACACAAAGCACCAAAAGUGGCCAAAACAUGCCAAAGGCGAUACCGCUUAGAGUUACGCCGAUCACAAAGAAUACUUGAUCAGUGGCGAAGGCCAAUAUUGUAUGCGCUACAAUUGACACCAUACUCGCAGCGACAAAAAAGAAGGGACGAGGGACCCCUUUGUCGAUACAACAACGUUGCGUCUCGAAGRUGAGUGCGGAUUCUGACAAAGCUCCAGUAAUGACUCUCCCUCCAGAUUGCGCUACCGAGAAAAGGGCCAUGGCAGCUGGGGUAACCGCAUUAUUAAAUCCCAACGACUCAACCAUUUGCGCAAGGUUGUUCGUUUCGACAGUACCACUACCYGCAAGAAUAGUCGUCGUCCACAGCAUCAUCCACGCAGAUGGUGACUGAAGCAUUUGGAAGAGGUUACGGUCUUGUGUCACUCUAGCAGAUCGCCUCGUAGCAGAACCAUCGACUGAUUCUUCGUCCAAGAUCUCCUCUUCGUCGUUUGGGAAAGACUCCUGGUUCAUCGGUUCCAAGGAAAUGUCGCCAGUGCUUGAGUUUUCAUUACUUAUUAUGACAGUUUCGGUGUCMACAUUGCUUUCCUCGUGAAGCGCCAAUUGCUCGUAUUCGGCAUCACUCCUUGAGCCUCGUCCUCCACUGACACUAGCAGCUUCUGUCCUUGGUUCUGAUUCCCAAUCGCUUCGUUGCGGCAGAAACAGCAAGGAGGCAAUUGGUGCUAUCCACACAAAGAGAAGAAGCGCAGUCAUGAAAAAAUUCGAAGAUGGUUCCUCGUGAUUGCUAUUUCGAGCAUCAUGGUAAAGGCCCAGAAGCGCAUUGCCGAUGACCAGAGUAGCUAGAACCACCAACGAUACGUACAUCACCCGGAAAUGUAGUGGCGUAAGUACGUCCGGAACGAAUGUUUCGUUUGCCUUGCUCGGGAGACCAAUCGAGCUUGGAAUUGCUGCUGCCGUGAUGAAGAAAAAGGCACAGAGUGGCAAGAAGUCGAGGUCGGACAUGCUCGGUUGUCGUAUCGAUUGGAAGAGGCAGGCGUAAGCUCCGCUGCCCAAACCGACGAAGCCCUUGGCAAUACCGACGGCGCUGCCUUUAGAUCCCGGACCGCAUUGACACGAGAUAACCUUGAAAACAGAGCCUGUGACCAGCGCACAAGAGAGAAAGAUUCCUAUGUUUAGAAUGGAAAGAAUCAUUACARCAAACGUUGGGUCUCCAUUCUCAUCCACAAAGUAAGGGAAGUGUCCCUUGGCAACCGACCAAAACAGCAUUAACGAAAUAGCACCCAUGAUCCCACCAAUACAGAUACCAUUUCUGGUUCCAAAUCGAUCAGCCAUUGCUCCAGGAAUAAACGAGAAAAGGCCGGCACUGAAAAAUACCGCCGAUAUAGUGUCGAGCUGACCCUGUGUGAGGUGAAGCCUUUUCUUCAGAGCACCUCCGUACAAUCCAAAGGCAUAGGUUGUUCCGCCAGUGGUGAUCGAAGCUAAGAUAGCGCACGCAAUUCGAGGAAUGUUGGUUUUCAUUAUUGGAAGAUUUCGCAUAUUUUCGUCCAGAGGAGAGUAUCUUUCAGCUACUGAAGUCUCAACAUCAGACGUUGAAAUCGUUGUUCUCGUUCUCGGAGAGCGUUCGACACUGCCGUCGCUGCUGUAGUUCGAGUAGCUAUCAAUAUCUUCAUCUCUUUCACUCUGUUGYCGUCGUUGGCGCCUAAYAGCUCUGGCCAUUGUUGAGAAUCSKUGAAUUGGCUAAAGUGUAAUACAGUAAAUUGUACUGUAACAGGUAACAAGGCAUUCAAUCAAAUGGUACCGGUACCGUAGAAGCGGCGCAUCUCGUCAUAAAAGAAAAACUCUACCGAUAUUAUGAUAAUGAAGAACGCGUCUGGCACCACGAAAUGUCCCAGUUUCACGAGCAUCGGAUGACCAAAAACAUGUUUUCAACAAAGCAGAAGGUCUAUUUGUUCACUAUCUACUCGGGAUUUACCCAAUUUACCCUCCAAAUUAUGGUGUAACGGCAAUCGCGCUCGAGAAACGUCCAUACAAGAACUACGAGUAUGUUUCAAAAAUGAAUUACGCACGUACCAGUACGAGUACCGGUCUACCUUAUGCGGAUACGUAACGUACGUAUUACGGUAAAGAGGGGUCUAACUUAGAGCCCAAAAUAAAAUAAAACCGGUAUUUUGUGGCACCUCCGGUYUGAAAGAUUCGUACGAGUGGCAUUUUUCUCUCUCACGAUUUUUAUUUUCGAUCUCGUUUCCAUUGUGCCUUCACUCCUAUCAGAAAUUAGGAUUGCAUUGUAAUACCGAUGAGCAACAUAUUACUUGCCUCAAUCCCGCUUCUGCUCCCAACUUUGGUUGCGAUAGAUUUGUUGGAAAAUCCCUGGACAGUAGCCAAUUCGUGGUUCAAGGAAUCUUCGCCGUCGAACGGUAACAAUGAAGGCGCCGAAAUUCCUUCCGUGAGCUCGCAGCUCCUAGCAUACUUGAUCAUGGGUGUAUCUGGUUACGUGCUGACUAAUAAGCUGGUCCUUAAUAUCAAGGUAUGUAUUUCUUAUAUCAUUAUGAUUCUUCUGAUUUCAAAACUAGGUUUUGCGUAGUUUUGAUCCCAUCGAAGUCAGCAAUURCAAUUUCUUUCGCACUAAUGUACUUCUCGUACUUCUCUGCCAUGAUUGGAAAUUCCGGUUACUUUCAGGACUACACUCUGCGAAAKGGAAUAUUCGGAAAAGAUCUAGGAAAGAGAGGGACAGACUUGGCUGAUGUACCCGUGUAAGUUUGAAUUCUUCAACUGGUUGGCGUCACGAAUACCGAAACUGGGUCCAUGCUGGAAUUUUGUCUUGUAGGGUUUGCGAAUCCAACACUUCAACUUAGAUCAGCAACCUUACUUGAAGCUCUUUGUUCUUGUCUUGGUUUCUUUGUCGCUGUGAUUGAAUGUUCAUUGAACCGAAUCGAAAUAAUGUCGCAUCGAACCGUCGUAGACCCGAAGCGUUGGGAAUAGUUCCGGGAGCCAUAUUUUUGAUAUGUCUAAUUUUUUGUCUGGUUGGAUAUGCUACCUCUCAUCCAUCAAAGUUGCUGGAUUUGAAUUCCGCCUUACUGUCGAUUUGCUUCAUGCUUUUCUUGGGGUUCACGGACGACGUAUUGGACUGGCCCUGGAGGUACAAACUUGUUCUUCCAACCGUUGCGUCUCUGCCGCUUUUGUGUUGUUACAAUGGAAGUACGUCCGUCGUCGUUCCGAUACCCCUCAGAGCUCUACUUAUUCAAACGCAGGAAUUGACACUACUCGGAAAUGUUGCAAGCUGGUUUGUUGAAAUCGAUGUGGGGAGCAAUGGGAAAUUUUUAGACUUGGGGUUCUUCUAUUUGUUGUACAUGGGCAUGCUAGCUGUUUUUUGCACAAAUGCUAUCAAUAUCUACGCAGGGAUCAACGGUCUUGAAGCGGGCCAAUCUUAUGUGAUCGGAUGCGCCAUCCUACUYCAUAAUUUCAUCGAAAUACGGUCCCAGUCCUUGACCCAAGAAAACCAUCUUUUUUCCGCAAUGAUUAUCUUGAGCUUUGUGGGAGUCACGCUGGGAUUAUUAAGACACAACUGGUAUCCCGCAAGCGUGUUUGUGGGCGACACAUUUUGCUACUUUGCGGGGAUGACAUUUGCGGUCGUUGGUAUUCUCGGACACUUUAGCAAAACCCUCCUUCUCUUUUUCAUCCCGCAAGUAAUUAAUUUCGUCUGGAGUGUUCCCCAGCUCUUCAAGAUCGUCCCAUGCCCUCGGCAUCGACUGCCUGCCUUCGAUGCCUCCACGGGUCUUAUGACACCCUCUACAUUCGAGUGCAAGCCCAACCAAUAUCUUUGGUUGAAGAAACUCAACCGCCUUGACGCCGGGGACGUUCGAAUCCCAAACAUGACUACGAUAAACAUGGUUCUCUCGAUAUUGGGGCCAAUGAGUGAGAAGAAGUUGUGCACGKUUUUACUAGGCAUUCAGCUCACAAGUUGUGCCUUUGGAUUCUUCAUGCGGUACUACAUUGCUGAGUUCUUUUUUUAACGCACAACAAUUGAUUUGAAUUGCUACUGGUAGUUGAUUCUGACACUACAAUCUGGGACUGUGGUUCAUGAAAGAACAGUAAAUACUUUUAAUGCCCAUAAUAACAAAAGAGAUCUUAAUUUUCUAUUUGAUAAUGUUGAACUUCGUAAUUKGAUUGAAUCGAACUUCCUAUCGUAUUAUUUGAUUGCAUUAUACUUUACAACGUUUGUUCGUAUUUACACGAAACCCACUGCAUCCAGCCAAUCUUUCGUAAUUUKAUUAGACCUUUACAUAGCGACUGUGAUCUUACUUCAUUCUUUGAUAGUACCAAAGAGUAUCAAGAGUCUCAGGUUCCUUGUUUUUAUCGGUGGAGUGAUGUGUUGAUUCAUAAUGCUAUCAUCACUUGGUGCCACGUCGUUUUCAAUUCCUUCCAGCUUGUACACACAUUCAGUUCUUCGCCGUUUGAUUGGGAACUCUCAAAGCCACCGUGUGACCGUCGUAUUCCUUGAUGAUAAUCGAAGAAGGACCAUCCAUUUCAAUUGUGAUCAAGGGCGAUGGUGGAUUCUCGUUGUUCGUGCUUGCCGCCUGACAGGGGGUGAGACUCGAUGCAAGCCGUGUCAAACUUGUGUAAACACCACUGUCGAUAUCAUCGUGGUUAUCGCUAGUCACAGCAUCCGGAGUAUUUUCUGACGACAUUUUCCCUUUUGAUAUCAGACAGAGCCCAUUAAUAUCAUUGACCAAGAUACCUCCGAUCCCGGCCCUCUGAUCACCCGA